This is a messenger RNA of Helobdella robusta, 2712 nucleotides long. RefSeq lists its product as hypothetical. NCBI's taxonomy places the organism in Eukaryota, Metazoa, Annelida, Clitellata, Rhynchobdellida, Glossiphoniidae. The record is from RefSeq and is a predicted model, not a curated record. The transcript has 13 exons. The coding region runs from base 116 to 1924 and encodes 602 amino acids. Gene Ontology annotation, molecular function: NAD binding; oxidoreductase activity, acting on the CH-OH group of donors, NAD or NADP as acceptor; NADP binding.
UUUGUUUACAAUAUACCAAGCAAUUUGAAUCGUAGGUAAUUUUCACGUCGUUUUAUGUCGGAUUCAAAUCGAUCUAGGGUUGCGAAAAUUAGUUUAAAAAGAUCAAUAGUCCGUCAUGGCCGGCGAUCAAAAGAAUAAAAAAUUUAAUAGAGGGGAUCUUGUUUGGGCCAGGGUAAAAGGAUUUCCUCCAUGGCCUGCCAAAGUGACAAAGCCAAAAGACGACGAUAUAAAAAUUCCAACCUCAGGAACACAUGAAUUUGUAACAUUUUAUGGAUCAGACACAUACUCCUUUGUUCACCCUGAUCUUUUAUGGUCGUAUGAGGAAUUCAGAGAGAAAUACCUCAUAAAGACCAAAAUCCCAGAAGGUUUUCAAGAUGCAGUUGAUGAAAUCGAGGCCACUGUGAAGAGAAGGGCAGCCAGGGCUGCUGGAGAGGUCGUUGAGGAUUCUUCGGAUUCGUCUGCUGAAUCUGAAUCUGCCAAAGAAGAAGUCCGUGAAGAGGUAGAAGUUGAAGAAAAUAAAGGCAGACGACACCUACCUAGGAGAAAAUCCUCCUUACUUUUCAUGCAAAAACAACAGCAACAGCAAGAAGAAGAAGAGAAAAAUGAUGAAGAAGAUGAAGAAGACGAUGAUGAAAUUGAUUAUGAUGGUGCCCACAAACACGACGACGAUGAUGAAGAUGAAAAUAUUGAAAUGGUGUCAGUUUCCAGCUCAUCUAAAAAGAGAAAAAGUACUGUGAGUGUUAAAUCAGGGGAAACAAAAAAGCGAAAAUCUUCAACAGAUAAGAGGUCAGAAGUCAAAGUUAAGGUCAAAAAAGUUCACAAAAAAGACAAACUCGAUCAUUCUAGAGCCCAUGAUGUUGACAGAAAUGACCAACAUGUCAGCGAUUCUGUCAAAAAGGUCAAAAAGGCCAAAAACGUCAAGGAGAAUGAAAUUGUUGUGCCCAAAACAAACGAGAUUGUUGAAAAGUUCCUCUCAUUGUCUAAGCAUUUGAAUAAGAUUGCCUUUGAAUUUACUUCCUCAACCUUCCUUCCCGAUGUGCUCCCCAGACCGAUCCAGGAAACAUUCACAAUUGGCUUCCUCGGUCUCGGAAAAAUGGGAACAACCAUCGUUAAUCGACUGCUAAACUCCGGCCUCAAAGUUAUGGUCUGGAAUAGAACGCCAUCUAAGUGCAAGUACUUUAUGGAGUUAGGGGCAGAAAAAGGUAGCACCCCAUCUGAAGUAGUGCAGACGUCUGACAUAACCAUAUCCUGUGUCAGUGACGCCAGGGCACUUAAAGAUUUGAUAUCUGGAACCAAUGGGGUGUUGGAGUCCAUCUCACCGGGGAAAUCAUUUGUAGACAUGUCAACUGUUGACGUUUUAACAGUUACGGAACUCCACGAGUCCAUAACGAGUAGAGGUGGAAAAUUCCUGGAAAGUCCCAUCAUUGGGAGUCUGGAUUCCAGCAUGGAGGACGUCGUUGUCGUUGCAUCCGGAGACAAGGAACUGUUUGACGACUGCUGCUCUACUGUCUUCAAUUCCAUCUCUAAGAAGGCAUUCUACCUGGGCGGCAUAGGGAGUGCGACGUGCAUGAAGCUUGUAGUGAACAUGUUGCAGGGGACAUUACUGGCCGGUCUUGCUGAAACCUUGGCUCUGGGAGAAAAAUUAGGACUGGACCAGUCACAGGUACUCAACAUACUCACUCUGCUGCCUAUCUCAUCCCAGUUGAAUUCUCUCAAGGGAGACGCAAUGAUAACGAACCAGUUGAGUACUAGACAGCUGUCACUGGAGCACAUGCAGAGAGACAUCAGGCUGGCAAUAUCUCUUGGAGAGCUUGUACAACAGCCACUCUACAUCACAACAGCCACCAAUGAACUAUUCAAAAAAGCAAAAGCCAGAGGCUACGGAGACCACGACACAGCCGCUAUCUACAGAGCCACCGACUGAAUUGGUCUCACUCGCACACAAAUGUAUCAGUUUGACUGGAAAAAAAUACAAUUAUUAUUAAUAUGUUAAUAUUGACAAUUAUGAAAUGUAAUAUUCUUAUUAAAUGAAAAUUAAUUAUAUAUAUUUAUAUCAAUAUUAAAUUCAUAUAUGUACCCACACACAUGGUUUUCAACUUAUUUAGUAAUAAUAUUUUCAGGUAUGGUUAUUUUUCGGCUUUGAGAGUUUUUAAUUAAGAGCCACUUUUGUUUGAAUUCGUUUCUUUCUUGCAUUAGCAUACAAAAUUACUUGUUGACUUUAAUGGGCUUUACUAGCAUAAGAGGUAUGUAUACACUCAUACACAUUCAUGUGCACUCAUGAACGUACACGCAAAUGUACACUUACACUGAAUAGGACAGAUUGCACACAGCCUUUGAUAACUUUCAUGAUUCUACUUAGCCAAACUCUAAUUAACCCAAGGUAGAAAAAAAAAUUUUUUUAAACCCUGCUAUAAAUUACACAACCACCGUUCCCCAUCAAAUCUACAUCAUUGUAACUAGGACACAUUAUUAUUACUACAAUUAUGUACGCUGUAUGGUGCAAGGAUCACAAAUCAUUCGUGUGAUAGAUUUGCUGAAAUUGUCGCUAGUUUAAAAUUAUGCAAAUCCACGAAAAAUGUACCCGGAUUCGCAUCGCACGGUGCCCCGCGGUUGUGGUGAUUAUUGUUGUUAAUGUCUUGUCCUCGUUAGGUUUUGUUAUUUAUACUGAAUGAAUUAAACAAGGAAAACGUUAAAUACAACAAAAUUUACUGU